This is a messenger RNA of Acaromyces ingoldii, 846 nucleotides long. RefSeq lists its product as hypothetical. Lineage: Eukaryota; Fungi; Basidiomycota; Exobasidiomycetes; Exobasidiales; Cryptobasidiaceae. The transcript has a single exon. The record is from RefSeq and is a predicted model, not a curated record. The coding region runs from base 1 to 846 and encodes 281 amino acids.
AUGGCCGAGCAAAUGACAGUGUCUCUCCUGACCGAGGACGAAGCAUCACCGGACGUCGUUGCUCAGGAUGCCUUGAGCCCAGAGUCGGACGAGCCGCGACCGCUUUUUCUGGAGUCGCCUUCAGCCUCGCUCCCUUCAUUCUCGCCGCCUUGUACGCCGCCCGCUUCACAGGACAACAGGGCAGCCGUCUGCAACCACAGCCCACCCCAGUGCGUGCCCAUCGCCACGCCAAGCCCUAUGGUGGAUUCUUCUACAGGCUUGUCGUCCAUGCCGACGUCCAACAAAAAGGAAGUGGUUCGCCAGGCCCAGCCGACAAAAGCACGGGCAAGCGCAAAGACGACGCUAGAAGAGGACGAUCUUGGGCUUCGCGGCGGCCCUCCAAGAGCCUCGAUGUUCGCAGAGCUCGACAGGCUCGCAACUCUGGACAAGUCGCACCAAGCCAGUGUUCCUGUCCAGUCGGGCCAAGCCAGCUGUCAGGACCGCAGAACCCAAGCACCAGUGAACAAGCCCAACGGCACCGCGUGGCAGCCGGCCGAGUCGGCCAUUGUGGCCCGCUGCAUCCUUGAGGUGGGCGAGUCGCUCAUCAAGUGGGACCACGUCGCGCAGCGAGUCAACGACGAGUGGGCGACGCGAUCAGUAGGCAACAGUACGACGCUCAGAAAUGCAAAGAUGGCCAGAGCUCACUGGGUCCAGACGCUCAAGGCAAGACUGGAGAGGGAAGCAGGACUCGAGGUGACUUUUAAGCAGCCUGUCAGGACAAAGGCACCGGUUCGAAGGAAGAGGGAAAGGGUCAAUCAGGGAGAAGAAGAGGAAGAGAUGAGCGAAAAGACCAAGAGGAAGAGGUAG